AUGCUCUUCGGUGCUGACAGGCCAGCUUUCCCCCUGGAGUUGACAAACCAGACGAACAUCCCACAAGAAAGUGAAGACCCUGUCUUCUAUCCAGCUCCUCUCUUUUCGGUCACAAACGGGAGUGCUAUUGUGGCCAAUGCCAUUAGCCAAGUCAAUGCCAUUCUCGCCACAAACGCAACCAAUUGCACCAAAUGUCUCUCUGCAUUGGAAGUUGGCCAAUAUGUGGCCCAGCGGGUCCCUGCCAUGGUUCCAGAUUUGCUGGUCCAAUUGUGCAUCAGUAGCGGAUUCAUGUCCAACACUAGCUGUCAUGAAAAUUACGAUGCCGAAAACUUUGGAGCUGUCUAUACCCAAGUUCUCGCCUUAGGGGACAUGUCCGGAUCCGACGGCGAGUAUCUUUGCAACUUCCUGAGCGGCAAUUUCUGUCCUCGUCCGUUCACUCUUCCCUCGAAUACGACGGGGUAUUUCGGCCCCAAGCCUAGCAAUGUCACCGUACCGAAACCCAACGGCAAGAGAGUCAAAGUCGUCCAUAUGAGCGAUUUCCAUAUCGAUCCAAGAUAUGACGUCGGUUCAGAAGCAAACUGCUCGAGCGGCCUGUGUUGUCGUUCCAACAACCCCAAGAGUGCUUCCGGUCACCUGGAGAUAUCCUCGCCAUUGUACGGGUCGUUCAGGUGCGACAGUCCUUACUUCCUUCUCACGUCUGCCCUGGAGUCCAUCGGACCUCUGACUGGCACGACUUUCAAUAAUCAAACGGAGAACGACCAGUUCGCGUGGGGCAUCUACACCGGCGAUCUAGUUUCUCAUGAAUCUCAGAACGAACUGUCCAAUAACUACACCAAAUACGCCGAAUUCUCGAUUUACCACAUGAUCAAAUCUUACAUCCCUAGCGGACCGAUCUUCGCCGUGCUUGGGAAUCACGAUAGCAACCCCGAUGGCAUUGACUCUCCGCACAGCUUGCCAGGAAAUCUGGGUCAGCAACAGUCAUGGAAUUGGAAUCACGUUGCCUCGCUGUGGCAGCAGAACAACUGGAUCAACGCACAGGCCGCAAACGAGGCCCGCAUGCAUUAUGGCGCUUACAGUAUCAAUCAUCCAAAGUACCCAAAAUUGAGGAUCAUUACUUUUAACACGGAUUUCUGGUACCGGAGCAACUUGUUUAAUUAUAUCAAUACCACAAAUCCGGACAACAGUGGGAUUUUCAAAUUCGUUGCGCAAGAGCUCCAAGAGGCCGAGAGCAAAGGCGAACGUGUCUGGCUUCUUGGGCAUGUCUUGUCAGGCUGGGAUGGUUCCAACCCUCUUCCCAACCCCACAGAUCUCUUCUACCAAAUUGUUGACCGAUAUUCGCCACACGUGAUUGCCGGUGUGUUCUUCGGCCACACCCAUGAAGACCAGUUCUUCAUCUACUACAGCAACAAUGGCACGGCUCAAAAUGAUGCCCACGCCGUCAAUGUUGGUUGGAUCGGGCCGAGUGUGACGCCUCUGACCAACCUGAACUCCGGCUAUCGCAUGUAUGAAGUUGACACGGGAGAUUUCUCGAUUUACAACGCCUACACAUACUAUGCCAAUGUGAGCGCGUUCCAGACUCUCGACCCUGCCCAAACCGGCCCCGUCUGGAACUUUGAAUACUCCACCAGGGACACGUACCCAGUGGGAUGGCCUGAAGAUGCGCCUCUGAACGCGACAUACUGGCAGAAGGUCACCGAGGCCAUGGCUGCAAAUCACACUCUGGUGAGCAUCCACAACACCUUGCAGGGAAAGAUGAGCGUCAAGACCCCCAAUUGCACCAGCAGCGCCUGUGCGGAAGCGAGGAUCUGUUACAUGCGAAGCGCGAACGUCGCGCUGGGCAGGCAAUGCCCUCAAGGAUUCGGCUCCGUUCAGAGCCCUUUUACCGGCAAGAACUUCUAA
Cladophialophora psammophila CBS 110553 is the source of this 1899-nucleotide messenger RNA. RefSeq lists its product as uncharacterized. Gene Ontology annotation, molecular function: hydrolase activity. The transcript is spliced from 6 exons. NCBI's taxonomy places the organism in Eukaryota, Fungi, Ascomycota, Eurotiomycetes, Chaetothyriales, Herpotrichiellaceae. Bases 1 to 1899 code for a protein of 632 amino acids. The record is from RefSeq and is a predicted model, not a curated record.